Molecule: messenger RNA, 4598 nt
Organism: Neoarius graeffei (lesser salmon catfish)
Lineage: Eukaryota; Metazoa; Chordata; Actinopteri; Siluriformes; Ariidae
Gene: jak3
Product: Janus kinase 3 (a protein tyrosine kinase, leukocyte)
Exons: 25
Coding region: 149-3448 (1099 amino acids)
Biological process (GO): cytokine-mediated signaling pathway; cell differentiation; hemopoiesis
Cellular component (GO): cytosol; cytoskeleton; membrane
Molecular function (GO): cytokine receptor binding; ATP binding; non-membrane spanning protein tyrosine kinase activity
Source: RefSeq, a predicted model, not a curated record
CUCAUACACUGAACUCAGGAAGAACAUCACACACACAUGCAUACACACACGGAUGCACACACACACACACACACACACAAAAUGCAUUUUCAUUGGGAUGAAAAGUGACGAAAAACAUCAUCAUCAUCAUCAAUAAAAAAGGGGUACGAUGGCUUUUCGCUGGGGCAGAACCCUGUCAGUCAUGGACAUGAGCGAAGAGGAAAUGAGGCCACUGAUGACGUGCGAGUGCUCGGGAAGUCACAAGUCGAGCUGCGACUCCUUCAUGACCGUGCACUUGUACUACAGCACGACGUCAAAAAGCGAGAGCACGCUCUCCAUCCCUGCAGGACACGUGACGGCCGAGAGCAUCUGCGUACUCGCAGCAAAAAACUGCGGGAUACUCCCUGUGUUCCAGAGUUUAUUCGCUCUGGCAUCAGAAGAUCUGUCAUUCUGGUAUCCACCAACACACAUGUUUAAGAGUGACGAGAGUGUAACUGUGCACUACAGAGUACGGUUCUUCUUCUCAGGAUGGUUUGGUCAGGGUUCCAGAGCAACAUAUCGUUACAGUCUGAGCUCUGGGAGGAUCUGCGCUGUGCUGGAUUACAGCGUCAUUGACUAUCUCUUCGCUCAGUCCCGCAGUGAUUUCGUCUCAAGCUCUGGAGGGGUGUGCCCUUCAGUCAGUGCCAUUCAGGAGUGUUUAGGUUUGGCUGUGCUGGAUCUCUGGAGACAGGCCAAGGAGAAGAACCACAGUGUGAAGGAAGUGUGUAAGACCAUCAGCUACAAGUCGUGCCUGCCUGAGACACACCGAGAAGAAAUUCAGCGAAUGACCCGGCUAGCACGCUAUCAGAUCCGUAAGAACCUGAAACACUUCCUAAAGAAAUUGGGUCGCUGCUCAGCUGGAGAGCGAAGCCUGAAGCUCAAGUACCUGAUGGAGCUGAGUGCAGUGGAACCCAACUACGGCUCUGAGUGCUUCAUCACUUCCUGCUGCAGUGUGAGAAUCUCCGGAGAAGGCGGGAUCAAGACAUGCUCCUCAGAUGGCCAGGAGUGGCAGACAUUUUGCGAUUUCCCACAAAUCAGAGAAAUCAACAUGAAGCGUCUUCAACUUCCUGCUGAGGGACGUGUGGUGACUCUGACCAGACAGGAUGGCAGAUGCUUGAAAGUGGAGUUUGAGGUCCUGGCUGUGGCUCUGUCCUUUGUAUCACUCAUCGACAAUUACUUCAGACUCACCACAGACUCCAGCCACUAUUUCUGCUCUGAAGUGGCUCCACCGAGUCUCCUGCAGGACAUCGACAGUCACUGCCACGGCCCCAUCACGUCAGAGUUUGCAGUGCACAAGCUGAAAAAGGCUGGAGCUAAAAACGGUACUUUCCUUCUUCGGCGCAGCCCCAAGGAGUUUGAUAAGUACUUCCUCAUGGUCUGCUUACAGACUCCACUUGGUAUCGACUAUAAAGACUGUCUGAUCGAGAAGAAUGACAAGUUUCACCUGGCAGGAAUCCACAGCUCUUUCGACAGUUUGAGACAGCUGACAAACUUCUACAAGGGAAACACACUGAUACUGUCCGACAUUCCUGUCAAACUGGGGAAGUGCUGUCCACCUCAAGCUAAAGAACUCUCGAACCUGAUCAUCGUCAGGAACAGCAGUGUGUGUGAGACGCCAAGCUCCCCCACUCAGCACCGACACAGACCCAGUCACAUUCAGUUCCACAUGAUCAAACACGAGGACUUAAUCUGGAAGGAAAGUCUGGGUCAGGGCUCCUUCACAUACAUCUACAGAGGCUGUAAAGUGGACCAGCGGGAUGGAGAGACUCACACCACGGACGUCCUGCUCAAAGUUCUGGAUGUAGAACACAAGAACAGCUGGGAGUCAUUCUUCGAAGCAGCCAGCUUCAUGAGCCAGAUUUCCCAUAAGCACCUGCUGCUGGUGUACGGAGUCAGCGUCCAUAAAUCAAAAAACAUCAUGGUUCAGGAGUUUGUGAAAUACGGGGCUCUGGAUCUUUACCUGAAGCGGUCGAGUGUUUCACUUAGUUGGAAACUGGACGUGGCCAAGCAGCUCGCCUGCAUACUCAACUUCCUGGAGGAGAAGAACAUUGUUCAUGGGAACAUCUGUGCAAAAAACCUGCUUCUGGCACGAGAGGGCGAUCCGAACUCGGAAAACUCGCCUUUCAUUAAACUCAGUGAUCCGGGCAUCAGUGUGGCCAUGCUGGGCAAAGAAGUGGUUUUAGACAGGAUCCCAUGGGUGGCCCCAGAGGUGUUGGAGAAGCUGGAGUUGUCACCGCAGUGUGAUAAGUGGAGCUUUGGCACGACACUGUGGGAGAUUUUUAAUGGAGGAGAAACUCCUCUGCAGUGUCUCGACCCCAGUCAGAAGCAGUGGUUUUAUGAUCGACGCUCACAGCUGCCAUGUUUGGAGUGGGCCGAGCUGGCGGAUCUCAUCUCUCAGUGUAUGCAGUAUCAGGCCGAGCUGAGACCGUCCUCUCGCAGCGUCAUACGCCACCUUAAUGGCCUCAUUACUCCUGAUUAUGAGGUUCUGCACGCCAGCGGCUCUGUGCGAAAGAGAGACAGCUUCUGGAGAGCUCUGAGCCAGCAGGUGUAUGAGGAGAGACACCUCAAGUUCAUUUCUUCUCUUGGGAAGGGUAACUUUGGCAGGGUGGAUCUGUGUCGGUACGACCCACUGGGUGAUAAUACAGGGGAGCUGGUGGCUGUGAAGCAGCUGCAGUCCAACAAACAGUCCAACAUGGCCGACUUCCAGAAAGAGAUUCAGACCAUCAGCUCACUGCACUGUGACUACAUCGUCAAAUACAGAGGAAUCUGCUACAGUGCAGGACGUUUGAGUAUGAGGUUAGUGAUGGAGUUCCUGCCCUUUGGCAGUCUGAUCAGCUACAUGGAGAAAAACAAACACAUCAUCACCACACGGAGAAUGCUGCUGUUCACCUCGCAGAUCUGUAAGGGAAUGGAGUACCUGCAGAACCUGCGUUAUGUGCAUCGUGAUCUGGCAGCGAGGAACAUCCUGGUGUCGAGUGACACACUGGUGAAGAUUGCAGAUUUUGGCCUCACUAAGAUCGUCCCUCUGGAUAAAGAGUAUUAUCGAGUCUCACAGUCUGGAGAGAGUCCCAUCUUCUGGUACGCACCAGAAUCAUUAUCAGAGUAUAAAUUUUCCCACAAAUCAGAUGUGUGGAGUUUUGGCGUUCUUCUACACGAGCUGUUCUCCUACUGUGAGCUGAGCAGGAACCCGAAGCGGCUGUCACUACAUCGGAUCGGAGGUGACGUCCAAGGCACUAUGAUGGCUGUUCACCUCUACAACGUCCUGAAGGACAACUGGAGGCUCCCAGCGCCUGCCAUGUGUCCACCAAAAGUGUACAGCAUGAUGAUGCAGUGCUGGGCGUUCAACAGCGAGGACAGACCCACCUUCUCCUACCUACAGGACCUGAUUGAGAGCAGCCUCCAGGACGAGCGAGAAGGAGCUAAAGGAUAAAACAUCUCACAAAGAAUUUCCUGAGUACAUAAACUUUGUGGAAUUUUAUGAGUCACCCGCUUGUUGGUCAAAUCACAGACAAUUACUCGCUCAUUACUUCUUUAUUUCUGUCUUCUCAAUAAUCACACACAGGACCUCAAAGGGUUUUUUUUUUUCUUACUUUUUGGGUUUAGCUGUUUCAUAAGCAGAUGUUUUACUAUUCUUCCUCUUAGUAGUAGUAUUAUUUCUAGUAGUAGUAUGUACACCCUGAACUAUUAAAUUAAUCACUUGAAUUAAGUAUGAAUGUAAGCAGAAAGGGAAUCAAUAAUCGAUAAACACUGCUGCGCGUCAGUUCUCUGAAAUCACCUGCAAACUCGAGGACUUUAAAAUUGAACUUUAAUUACAGAAGACCAUGUCUGGAAAUACUUCAAUCGUAAUCUUUCUUUUUUUAAUUAAAGUUAAGACUUUAUGUAAUAAAAAGCUACACUCUUAUUAUGGUAUUUAACAAUUAAUCACUGAAGUCGAGGUCGAGGUUAUUAUUCACUGAUAUUCACCGAGCCUGAGGUGGAUAAAUGUUUUAGUAUAAAUACACAGGUGAUUAGUUCAAAAAUAAAUCAUAUUAAAAAUAAUUUAAAUCUUCACGUAAGCGUAAUAACUCUGCGGCGCAGACUUGUGUCACUGAUCUACGCCGAGUCACAUAAAAUCCUUUGUGUUGAAAUUGAUAAAAUGAAUCCCAGUCCCACCUUCCCUUUGAAUAGUUUUAGACCAAACCUCAGAGCAUCUUUAGUGCUUUUAGGAACAGCAUUUUCUUUCAUCAUCUGUAAUUCUUCCUCACUUACGGUGAUGAAGUGACUGGACGCCAUUUUGCCGAGUCACUCGAGGUGAUUAUCGAGGAAUAGUCUGAAUCUCUCAACCAAUCAGAGCGCAUGAUUUCCUACAAUCACCUGUGUGUUUAUACUAACACACCAUAUUAUUAUGUUAUGUUUUAUUGUAUGUCAUAUACCAAAGAAAAUAACAAUAUUAUCUUUAAUGCUGCAGUUUUAUACCUUACUUUUGUGAUAGAGACAAAAAUAGGACACUUGUUGUUGUCAUUGUUGUUAUUUUUCUUUAAAUAAUCACAUCAGUUUUUAAAAAAUAUUUUUUCCUAAAUAAAAAAAUAUGAUGUGUUGAA